ACAGUGUGGGUUUACCCUUUGAAGAGCAAGGGGGAGGUGGCAGCGGCUGUCCUUAAGGAGUGGAUGCCUAGAGCUUAGAGGGAAUGCGGACACAAGGUGAAGGUGAUCCGCAGUGACAAUGGUGGGGAGUUCAUUGGAGCUGAUUUUGAGGGGGAGUUGAAGAGGAAGGGGAUCCAGCAUCAACUAACAGUGCCCUACAACCCGCAGCAGAAUGGCGUGGUUGAGAGGUUCAACAGGACCCUGCAGGAGGGGGCACGCACUCUCCUUGGGCGUGCAGGGCUGCCUGAUCCGUUUUGGGUGUCUGCACUGAGGCAGGUCACCCUUGUGAAGAAUAGGGUGCUGGCUACAGUUGGGGAUAAGGAGUGGAUCCCAUAUACCAAGUGGUAUGGGAGUGCUCCAGCUGUGAACAUGCUGAGGGCAUUUGGGUGCAUGGUGGUGUUUCAUGUGCCUAAGGAGAAAAGGGGGAAGUUGGAGGCUUCUGGAAGAUGGGAUAUUGAGGAAGAUGAGAUCGCUCACUGUUACUGGGCAUCAAUCCCUGAGCCCAAGACUCGAGAGGAGGCCUUGAAUGGACCAAAUGGGGAGAAGUGGAAGGCGAGUGAGGAUGAGGAGUUCGGGCCCCUGAUUGAGAACGAGAGAUGGGACCUGUGUGACUUGCCUCCUGGGAAGAAGGCAAUCACUUCCAAGAUGAUCUACAGGCACAAGUAUGGACCUGAAGGGGAGCUGACCCACUACAAGUCUAGGCUUGUGGCACGGGGGUUUCAGCAGACAAAGGGGAAGGACUAUGAUGAGGUGUUUGCUCCUAUGUGGAAAAGGGUGUGCUGAGGUUGCACCAGAGGAAGUACUGUGAGGGGCUGGCUGAGAAGUAUGGCUCGCCAAGAAUGCUUGUCUGCAUGGGCUGACAAAACACAUAAGGCCUAAGUGGCAUUGGGUGAGGAGACUCCUUGAUAAGGAGGUGCGGCUGGAGAUAUUUUCACUAAGCGUCUUGCGGAGGCAGAUCAUUGGAAGGGCAUGAAGCUUGCUGGGAUGAGUGUGCAUUGAGUAUGCAUGCUUGAGAUGUUGGUAUGGUGGAUGAUGGUUGGCAGUCAGAGGGGGAGAUUGUUGUGUGAUGUCAUCAUAUGCUAUCACAUUCUGUCUGCCUCCCAUCCCAUGUUUUCAA
This is a messenger RNA of Closterium sp. NIES-67, 1156 nucleotides long. NCBI's taxonomy places the organism in Eukaryota, Viridiplantae, Streptophyta, Zygnematophyceae, Desmidiales, Closteriaceae. The record is from the annotation of a GenBank genome assembly.